AUGUCUGUAUCUCAGAUCAACAAGGCUCUGCCUACCCUUCCUGCCGGCUGGUCCGCCGACAAGGACUUCAAGGCUGUCGGCAAGCUCUCUGCUGCCGCUCGUCGCAACGUCGAGCCCGUCGGCCCUUACUUCCUGGCCCACGCCCGCAGACGUACCUUCUCCGAGGAUGACCGUAUCCGUGCCCAGGAGAACGUCAAGCAGGUCGAGGACGAGGAUGCUGGUUACAUCAGUGAGCCCGAGGACCCUGCCAUGCUUGCCCGCGAGGCCAAGGACUGGAAGGUGUGUGCCAUCGACUCCAAUUCUACAACCUCCGCAUCUAACAACCACACANNGAGCCAGGACCACUACGCCGUUCUCGGCAUAACAAAGUACCGCUGGAAGGCCACCGAGGAGCAAAUCAAGAAGGCCCACCGCAGAAAGGUCCUCAAGCACCACCCCGACAAGAGAGCCGCUGCCGGUGGUAACGAGGACGACAACUUCUUCAAGUGCAUCCAGAGAGCCCACGAGAUCCUCAGCGACCCCGUCAAGCGCCGUCAAUUCGACUCGGUCGAUGAGGCCGCCGAGGUCGAGCCCCCAACCAAGAAGCAGACUCAAAAGGGCAACUUCUACAAGCUCUGGAGCAACGUCUUCAAAGCCGAGGGCCGCUUCAGCAAGACUCAGCCCGUCCCCAAGCUCGGUGACGAGAACAGCACCCGCGAGCACGUCGAGAACUUCUACAACUUCUGGUACAACUUUGACUCAUGGAGAACUUUCGAGUACCUCGACGAGGAUGUCCCCGACGACAACGAGAACCGUGACCAGAAGCGCCACGUCGAGCGCAAGAACAACAACGCCCGCAAGAAGAGAAAGGCCGAGGACAACCAGCGUCUGCGCCAGAUGGUCGACGAGUGCCUCGGUCUCGACGAGCGCAUCAAGAAGUUCAAGAAGGAGGAGCACGCCCAGAAGAACAAGAAGAGACUCGAAAGAGAGGCCGAAGCCACCAGACUCGCCGAAGAGGCAGCAAAGGCCAAGGAAGAGGAAGCCCGUCUCGCAAAGGAGAAGGAGGAGUCCGACAAGGCAGCCAAGGCCGACACAAAGAAGGCAAAGGAGGCAGCCAAGAACGCCGCAAAGAAGAACAAGCGUGUUGUUCGUGGUGCCGUCAAGGAUGGCAACUACUUUGCCGACGGCGAGGCCAGCCCUGCACAGAUCGACCAGGCCCUCAACGAUGUCGAUGCCAUGAUUGCCAAGCUCGAGGUCGACGACCUUGCCGUCUUUAAGAGCAAGCUCGAUGGCAAGACCGACGCAAAGGAGAUCAAGACUCUGUUCUCCGAGGAGGCGUCUCGCCUCGGCAUGACCGACCUCAAGUCUUUGGCUUAA
Molecule: messenger RNA, 1356 nt
Organism: Aureobasidium vineae
Lineage: Eukaryota; Fungi; Ascomycota; Dothideomycetes; Dothideales; Saccotheciaceae
Source: the annotation of a GenBank genome assembly